This is a messenger RNA of Morus notabilis, 1928 nucleotides long. Its product is annotated as monothiol glutaredoxin-S17. Lineage: Eukaryota; Viridiplantae; Streptophyta; Magnoliopsida; Rosales; Moraceae. Bases 158 to 1642 code for a protein of 494 amino acids. The record is from RefSeq and is a predicted model, not a curated record. The transcript has 3 exons.
UCCACCACUGACACACAUAAAACUGCGUCUUCUUCUUCUUCUUCUUCUUCUUCUUCUUCUAGGUCUUUCUGUUUCCGGGAUCUCUCUCUCUCUCUCUCUCUCUCUCUCUAGAAUUGAAGAACUGAGAAGUGCCUGCUUGUAUCUAAUCUGUACAUCCAUGGGCGGGACUGUGAAAGACGUGCAAUCGAAGCAGGAGCUGGACACUCUGGUGCGGAGCGGCGCACCGGUUAUCCUGCACUUCUGGGCUUCCUGGUGUGAAGCUUCCAAGCACAUGGACCAAGUCUUUUCCCAUCUCUCCAUCGAUUUCCCUCACGCCCAUUUCUUUAGGGUUGAGGCUGAAGAACAGCCUGAGAUUUCUGAGGCUUUUUCGGUUUCCGCUGUGCCCUUUUUUGCCUUCUCCAAGGAUGGUAAAACCGUUGAUACAUUAGAGGGUGCAGACCCGUCUAGUUUGGCUAAUAAAGUUGCCAAAGUCGCUGGGUCAGUGAACCAUGGAGAACCUGCUGCUCCGGCCAGCCUUGGGUUGGCUGCCGUACCCACUGUCCUUGAAACCGUGAAAGAGUUUGCAAAAGUAAAUGGGUCUUCCAGUGUGGAAAACCAAGAGAAACCCGGUCUUAGUGAUACGUUAAAGGUGCGAUUGCAGCAGCUGAUCAACUUACACCCAGUUAUGCUAUUCAUGAAAGGAAGUCCUGAUGAGCCCAGGUGUGGAUUUAGCCGAAAAGUAGUUGACAUUUUGAAGAAAGAAAAGGUCAAAUUUGGGAGUUUUGAUAUUCUGUUGGACAAUGAAGUUCGUGAGGGGUUGAAGAAGUAUUCUAACUGGCCAACCUUUCCUCAGCUCUAUUGUAAAAAUGAGCUUCUUGGUGGGUGUGACAUUGUAAUUGCAAUGCAUGAGAGUGGGGAAUUAAGGGAAGUUUUUAGAGACCAAGGAAUUGAGUCAGUCGAUUCUGAAAAUGCAAAUGCAAAAGUGACUGAAGCCGGAAGUGGAAAGGGUGGCAUCUCAGAAUCUACAGACCUGAGUACAAUCCUCGGAUCUCGAGUUGAAAGCCUUAUUAAUUCAAGCCCAGUUGUGCUGUUUAUGAAGGGGAAACCUAGCGAACCCAAGUGCGGUUUCAGCCAUAAAGUAGUUGAAAUCCUUAGGCAAGAAAAGGUGGAUUUUGAGUCGUUUGACAUUCUUUCUGAUGAAGAAAUUCGUCAAGGUCUGAAGGUUUAUUCAAAUUGGUCCAGCUAUCCUCAAUUAUAUAUCAAGGGCGAACUUAUUGGCGGAUCAGACAUUGUAUUGGAGAUGCAAAAAAGUGGGGAACUUAGGAAAGUGCUGGCUGGAAAAGGAAUUGUUCAGAAAGAGACUAUUGAAGAUCGUUUGAAGAAAUUGAUAGCUUCUUCACCAGUAAUGCUCUUCAUGAAGGGUACACCAGAUGCUCCCAGAUGCGGUUUUAGCUCCAAAGUCGUUAAUGCCCUUAAAGAGGAGGAUGUGAGUUUUGGCUCCUUUGACAUCUCAACUGAUGAGGAAGUUAGGCAGGGGCUGAAAGUCUUUUCAAACUGGCCAACCUUUCCGCAGCUUUAUUACAAAGGGGAACUCAUAGGUGGCUGCGAUAUAUUGUUGGAGCUUAAGAACAAUGGAGAGCUAAAAUCUACUCUGACAGAGUAGAAUUUUACUUUGGUGUGGUUUUGCCAGAAGAUUCCGUCAAAAACUUUCCAAUGUUAAGUUUGUCAUAAAAGUGCCUCAGACACACUUGUUCCAAAAGAUUGUUUAGACACUUUCUCAAAGCGUUCCGAUGCUAUGAUAUGGAUUUCCGAUAUAAUUAAUGUUUCAUAUUCCAAAUUUUGAUAAAUCUUAGCUACCAAUUAGUUUUGCUGCUUGGUUCUUUUUGUCGUAGCUUAUGUAGUUCUUGUAUGUGACAUAUUAGUAUCGUUGAAUUCCUAGUUUUAUUACU